Molecule: messenger RNA, 4176 nt
Organism: Canis lupus familiaris (dog)
Lineage: Eukaryota; Metazoa; Chordata; Mammalia; Carnivora; Canidae
Product: piwi-like protein 1
Exons: 7
Coding region: 2691-3545 (284 amino acids)
Biological process (GO): regulatory ncRNA-mediated gene silencing
Cellular component (GO): P granule
Molecular function (GO): piRNA binding
Source: RefSeq, a predicted model, not a curated record
GGCACUGAUGGGGGCACUUGGCGGGAUGAGCACUAGGUGUUAUGCUAUAUGCUGGCAAAUUGAACUCCAGUAAAAAAAUGUAAAAACAGAAAACAUUUUGCUAAUAUUUAACACAGAUUAGUAUGUCCAAAUGUUAGCUUCACAACCCCUCCCAUUAAAUCUGACCAAAUUAGAGUUCUCAAUGCGAUUUCACUAUUUUGGCCACAAACUAAUGACUGACCUUUUAAAUUAAGGUGUGGACACAUGAAACAUAAAGAAUACGGCUUAGGAGGUUUGUCUUAACAAUGGCACCCCGAGCAAAACUGAAUAAUGAUUCUGUUUUGUGUGUGUGGAUAGAGCAAAAGAGCAAGUGUAAGGAGGAGACGGGCAGAGGGAAAGGAAGAGAGAGUACGAAGCAGGCUCCAUGCUGAAUAUGGGUGAAUCUGAUGACCUUGAGGUCAUGACCAGAGCUGAAAACCAGGAGGCAGAAACUUAGCUGACAGAAACACCCAGAUGCCCCUAGGACAAGAUUUUUGAGGCUAUUUAAUGAAUCAAUUUUCAUGUUACCCUCUGGCAUCUCCACUGAUGGGUCAAGUUCUUGCUAUUCAAGAUGGUAAAUAUUUUCACCCGUUUUCCAGGGCAGAUGUCCCCAGGUUGUCUGCUCGUUUUUCCUUUUGUUGUUUCCACAGGAGAUCCUGGGAAAUUAAUGGACAUAGAAGGAGCUGUUGACUGACAGGUUGUUGUUAGAAGAGCCUCGAAAAUUAAGGAGUCAAUCCCAUUUACAAUUGCACCCUUAAGCAUAAGCUACCUAGGAAUAAACCUAACCAAAGAGGUAAAGGAUCUCUACCCUAAACACCACAGAACGUUUCUGCAAGAAAUCGAGGAAGGCAUAAAGAGAUGGAAAAAUUUUCCGUGCUCAUAGAUAGGAAGAAUUAAUAUUGUGAAAAUGUCCAUGCUACCCAGGGCAAUUUACACAUUUCAUGCAAUCCCUAUCAAAAUAACAUGGACUUUCUUCAGAGUUGGAACAAACCAUCUUAAGUUUAGUGUGGAACCAGAAAAGACCCCAAAUAGCCAGGGGACUAUUCAAAAUGAAGACCCGCAUUGUGUGGGGGCAUCACAAUGCCAGAUUUCAGGUUGUACUACACAGCCGUGGCCAUCAAGACAGUGUGGUAGUGGCACAAAAACAGACCCAUAGAUCAAUGGAACCAAAUAGCGAAUCCGGAAGUGGAUCCUCAACUUUAUGGUCAACUAAUAUUCGAGAAAGCAGGAAAGACGAUCCCUGGAAAAAAGACAGUCUCUUCAAUAAAUGGUGCUGGGAACAUUGGACAUCCACAUGCAGAAGAAGGAACCUAGACCAUUCUCUGCCACCACACACAGAGAUAAACUCAAAAAGGAUGAAAGAUCUAAAUGUGAGACAAGAAUCCAUCCAAAUCCUAGAGGCGAAUGCGGGCAACACUAUGUUUAUGAGAGUCUUGUUCUCCUGGGCCAUGUGUGCUUACAGAGAAAAAAGAGGUCAUCCCUGGGACAUCUAAAUUAAGAGACUAUUAAGAGUAUCUUUAACGUGUUCUUAAACUUGGGGAAAUAGUCUUCCUAGCACACCCCUGGGCCUCUGUUAGUGAUCCAGACUUUUAUGUACCUAUUUAGGUGACUUGACUAGCCUUUGCUGACAGUCACACCAGUGUUCUUUCUCACCUCUUUUGAGCAGCAGUAUAAUACAGAGGUUACCGACCUAACUCAGCCACUGUUGAUCAGCAAAGGUAAAUGGAAAAAGAGCCAACAGGACGUACCCCAUAAGCCUAUAAUGCUGGUUCCUGAGCUAUGCUACCUGACAGGUACUUCAGAUUUAUGCAGUCCUCAUAGAAGACCACCCCUUUCAAGCCCCAGAUGUUACGAUGUAGAAGUACAGGCUUCUCACAGUACUCCAUAAUGACCCAGAGCUGUGUUCUCUCCGUUGGCUCUUCCUCUUCCAGAUAAAACCAUCAAGGCUUCUUCACAUACAUAUUUAUUCUUGCUUGUUUAGCUAUAUCUUCUUAACUUUUUAAGGGUCUAUCAGUUAAAACGCUAAAAGAUUACAGGGUGAUGAGAGACUUGGCUCUUCAUAUGAGGUUGGAUCCAGAAAAAGGCAGCACGAAUUACGGAAACUGAUGAAUACUAUACAAAUGUUAAGUCCUAUUCUUCUCUGUAUGUGUUUGUGUGUGUGUCCUGAAGUUGAGACCCGUGCAGAACUCUUGAUAUCUCAGAUUCUCCAACUAAAAAACAACAGGUUGGAAGAAAACGACCUCUUGUGGGAACAACUCUAUUUGUUCCAUCGAUGCAAAGUUAGAGGAGGUCUGGAGGGGAAGAACAAAAUAGAAAGACCCUAAGCACAAAUGUGAGAGUAAGGACAUGACUUCAAAGUACUAGAGACCCUCUCUCUGCAACAUGUCAAUACAGAAGUCAAACAACAAGGCAUCUUAGAUUAAAGGAGAAUUUUGCAAAUGAAUCAUCACUUUUGCUUAUUUCCUUUGGUUUGAUUCUGUGGAAAUAUUUUUACUUUCAGAAAUAGGGAGGUACAACGGGAACUUUGACUCUGGGGUUUGAAGUUUGAUACCAACUUCUUGUCCUUCUCGAAGAGGAUCUUGAAAGGAGUAAGAAUUUUUCAAGGAAGAACAGUGGUAAGACAGCUUCAAAAUGGUCAUGUUCUAGUUACUCAUGUAGUCAUUUGGGGCCAAAUGAAUAAUAAUGCAGAGGACCUAAGUCAGUUUGACUCCCAUCCACAGUUUGCAGAUUGGUCGAGAGAGACCAGAAGUGGACCCUUACUCAAUGUGAAGUCACUAGAUCAUUGGCUAAUACUCUAUCCUACGAGAAAUUAUGGAGCGGCUUCAUCCUUAGUACAGAGUCUACGUAAAGUCACACCCACCAUGGGCAUAGCUAUGAGAGAGGCAAAAAUGCUUGAAGUAAGUGAUACAGUCCAGUCCUAUACAACUGUCUUAGAAAAUCAUGUUUCCUCCAAAACACAGAUGGUCCUUUGCGUGCUGUCCAGUGAAAAGAAAGACCUGUAUGAUGGCAUAAAACAAUACCUGUGUGUCAAUUGUCCGACCCCAAGCCAGUGUGUCGUGGCACGGACCUUAGACAAACCCCAGACGCUGAUGACCAUUGCGACAAAGAUUGCCCAGCAGAUGAACUGCAAGAUGGGAGGAGCCCUCCGGAAGGUGGAGACAGGAUUACAGAAUGCGAUGUUCAUUGGUAUCGACUGUUUCCAUGAUAUUGUAAAUCGGCGGAAGUCAGUUGCAGGCUUCGUGUCCAGCAUCAAUCAAGAAUUGACGCAGUGGUUCUCUCAGUGCAUUUUCCAGGAGUUGGGUCAAGAGCUUGUGAACGGGCUUAAAACCUGCUUGGAAGCUGCCCUGAAGCUCUGGUGUAAACAUAAUCAGUUUCUACUACAGGCUAUCAUUGUGUAUCGGGAUGGAGUUGGGAAUGCUCAGCUUCAAGCACUGAUGGAUCAUGAAGUCCCACAGAUUGAGUCCUCCUUGAAAUCUGUGUACCCUAAAGACUCUGGGUAUAUAAAUUGUAAAGUGCAGAUUGUGUAAACUCUACAUUUCAGUCUCUGAAAGGAAUAUCACAGUUAUGAUCUGUGAAUUAAGAGAGAGAGCAUGGCACAGAGGGCAUCAGUUGCUGGAUGGGGAAUUCAUUCUUUGACUUUCUGGUCCACACCCAAGUCAGAGGACAGAGCAGAACCAGAACGUUCCGGAUUGUGUUCUCCCCAUGGAACCCCCUAAGAACCUGUUCCUUUUUUUCUAAUCUCCCUGCAAGCCUUGAUGUAGGAGGGCUUGUUAAGCUCGGGUACUUAUUAAAAUCCAUAAACACAGCCUGGUGAUGGUUUGUGUUUAGUCAACUUCUUUAUUCUGGAGUUUUGUAGGUCCUAGGGCUGGGGAAUGCCUCUCCUCUGCCUCCUCUGCUUGUCACUGGGGCCUGGUUCCCACCACAGAUAGAAGCAGCCCCAACCUUGUGAGGAAGUUCCUCCCCCUAAGAUGUGAGUGGCUGUGAAUAGAAACCUCUCUUACUGCUUAAGUCAGGCUCAUGGAGCUAGGACAGUAAAGUUGGUGUGUGGGGGGACUAUACCUCCCGCAGGUUCUUCUUAAGGAAUCCUGUGUGUGUGGUGCUUCAAGUAGUUUGCGUGAUCCUAAAUAAAGCUGACUUUAUUUGAAAAACAAACUUGAA